Messenger RNA from Sodiomyces alkalinus F11, 1090 nucleotides. Its product is annotated as DUF1649-domain-containing protein. Bases 134 to 766 code for a protein of 210 amino acids. NCBI's taxonomy places the organism in Eukaryota, Fungi, Ascomycota, Sordariomycetes, Glomerellales, Plectosphaerellaceae. The transcript has 3 exons. The record is from RefSeq and is a predicted model, not a curated record. Gene Ontology annotation, cellular component: phagophore assembly site. Gene Ontology annotation, biological process: autophagy; autophagosome assembly.
AGUCCAUCUAGGGCAGCUCCAUCCAAGGUACCUUCUGCUUUCAACGAGCAGAACCCUCCCUCCCUCACUUUGUCGCACGCCAUCCUCGCCGUACCGACAUGCCUCCACCGUCCAACACCACAAGCAUUCGACAAUGCGACACGACAUGAUGGAACAACGCAGUCCUCCCGAAUUCAUCCUCGAUGCCUUCGCCGACCCGGCCUCCGUCCGCGACGUCGUCAAAGGCAUCCUCCACACCAUCUUCUUCCACCGCUACUUCCCCGCCCUGACCCCGCGCACCCGUCCCGUCCUGGACCUCACCCUCCCCUUCGUCGACGACGUCGAGCUCGAAACCAUGAUCGAGCAACGCACCACCGCCCUAGCCCGCCAACUCGAGUCCCCCGAACACCAAUCCACCACCCCGCCGCGCCCCGGCUCCAGCGGCAGCGGCGGGGGCGGCGGCCGCGGCCAGGUCACCGUCCAAUUCUUCGAGAAGAAGCGCCGCAAGGCCUGGCUCGUCGCCCGCGGCGACGACGAGGUCUGCUGGGAGAACUGGACCGUGCGGGUCACCGUCGCCGAGCCCCGGACCGAGAGCGAACGAGCCAAAGUCCGCAGGGCAAUGGAACAGACCCUCCUCACCACCGUCAUGAAGAUCGUCACCUACGCCAACGCGCACAAGGACCACAUCCCUCCCAUCACCGCCCAGGGCUCGAACCCGUUCCCCUACCAGAUCAGCCUGAAUCACAAGGAGAACACGGGGUGGGCGACACGGAUAGGUAUAUACUGACGAUACAACGAACGCCAUUGCAUCUGUUCCACGACGGGCCUUUUUCUUUCGAUAGACGAACGGACUAGCGAACUCGAAGCGGGCGACCUUUUUUUCCAUGAUUCAUCCAAGCGGCCAAUUUGGGGGGAGGGUUUUUGUUUUUUAGAAGAAGAGAGUAUUCGGGGAUUGGGAGGCGAGGGGAUGAUUACGCUGUGCUUUUCUGAGGGUUCUGACUGCGGCGUUGGGUGCGCUUGUUCAAGUCGAGUUUUGGUCUGAAAGCAGGGCUGAGGGUCCUGCGCCUUGUGUCUUUGUCUGGUUUGGGAUCUCCUCAUAGACCUCUCAUUA